CGAUAUUACAUAACAUUCUGUGUAUAUGUUGGAAUUUUUCUAAUAUGUUUAAGGAGUUGAGAUUUUUUUAUAGUAUUGAAAACAUAAGUUGUGUAUUUAUGUAAUUUUUAGUAAAAAUUUAUACGGCAUGACCAAACGGGUCAGCCCAUUUGAGAAACCCAAACUUGAAUUUAUACGAGUCCCUAAAUUUAAAUCCUUUGCCGUUGGCGCCAUGAAAUGCAAUGAUGAAUCAAGCUAUUUUCCAGCUUCUCCAAACAUGCAAAACUCUGAACAGGUUAAAAUCAGUCCACGCUCAUUUGUUAGUACGUGGUUCCAUUGCCUCGUCAGACCUCAUAUUGAACAAAAUCAUUCGCCUUUACUCUCAUUUUGGUGGCACAGAUUAUGCUCGUAAGGUGUUCGAUGAAAUUACUGAACGAAAUCCUUUUCUUUGGACUUCUAUGAUUCAUGGGUAUGUUGAAAAUUCUCAGCAUACUGAAGCUUUUUAUCUUUUCCGGGAUAUGCGUUCGCUAGAUGUCACGCCUUUGAAUUUCAGUAUAUCAUCUAUACUGAAGGUGUUUGGACGGCUGAAAUGGUCGAGGGAUGGUGAGGGGAUGUUUGGGUUUAUUUGGAAAUGUGGGUUUGGUUUUGAUUUGAUAGUGAUGAAUUCUGUGAUUGACUGUUUCAUGAGAUGUGGGGAAGUUGAUUGCGCGAGACAAGUAUUUGAUGAGAUGGAGGAAAAGGAUGUUGUUUCUUGGAACUCAAUGAUAUCGGGUUACGUGAAUAAUGGAAGACUUGAAAUUGCACUCGAGUUGUUCGAUGGCAUGGAUGAGAAAAAUGUUGUUUCUUGGACUAGUGUGAUAUGUGGCUAUGUUAGGAAGGGAGAUAUGGUAGAGGCUAGGAAUAUUUUUGACGCUAUGCCGACUAAGGAUAUGGCUGCUUGGAAUGUGAUGAUUUCAGGGUACAUUGAUGUUGGUGAUGUGCACACAGCGAGCUUUCUGUUUCGGGCAAUGCCACAUCGCGACACUGGAACAUGGAAUUUGAUGAUAUCGGGGUAUUGUAAGGCGGGUCAGUUGGAAAAAGCAAAGGACUACUUUGAACAAAUGCCCCGUAGGAAUGUGGUGUCGUGGACUAUGAUGAUAGAUGGCUAUGUGAAGUCUGGGAAAUUGCACGAAGCAAAGUGUUUAUUCGAUGAAAUGCCGGAGAAAAAUCUCGUUACAUGGUCUACCAUGAUUAGUGGUUAUGCUAAGAAUGGGAAGCCUUCUGCUGCCUUAGAAUUGUUCAAAAACUUCCGAAAGCAGAGUCUGGAACUGGAUGAGACUUUUAUUUUAAGUGUCAUCUCAGCUUGCUCUCAAUUAGGGAUUGUAGAUGCAGUUGAGUCGGUAAUAAGUGAUGAUGUAGGAUCCAGAUAUUUUUCUGAUUCACGUGUCGUUAACAGUCUGAUAGACCUCUAUGCGAAGUGUGGAAAUAUUGAGAAAGCCUCGCAAGUAUUUGAAGCGGCGGAUAAAAAAGAUUUCUGUUGUUAUAGUACAAUGAUUGCUGCGUUUGCUAAUCAUGGCUUAGUUGAAAAAGCAGUGUCUUUAUUUGAGGAUAUGCAAAGAAAGAACUUUGAGCCUGAUGAAGUAACUUUUCUUGGGGUUUUGAGUGCUUGCAACCAUGGAGGACUUGUCGAUGAAGGGAGGAGGUACUUCAAACAAAUGACUGAAGAAUUCGGAGUCGAGCCCACAGAUAAACAUUAUGCAUGCAUGGUUGAUAUCCUUGGCCGUGGUGGGUUCCUUGAGGAGGCGCAUGAAAUGAUAUUGAGUAUGCAUUUGGCGCCCACGUCAGCCGUUUGGGGUGCAAUGCUUGCAGCUAGCAAUGUUCAUCGUAAUGUCCAGAUGGCUGAAAUUGCAGCAUCUGAGUUAUUCAAGAUUGAGCCUGAGAAUUCCGGAAAUUACAUUCUCUUGUCCAAUAUUUAUGCUGCUGCGGGAAAAUGGCGUGAUGUAGCUAGAGUAAGGGCACUGAUUAGAGAGCAUCAUGUGAAAAAAAAUCGGGGAUCUAGCUGGAUUGAGUUGGGUUCUGCGGUGCAUGAGUUUGUAAGGGGAGAUGUAUCACAUGUGGAUGCAGACAGGAUAUGCUUCGUAUUGAGUCUACUAAAAGAAGAUAUGAAGCUUUCAGGAUAUAUAAAAGAUAAGGAUCUGCAUCCGAUUUCUACGGUGUACCCUUCUUAUCUAUCUCUUUCAGGUGAUACUGAAAUGGACGAGGAACACUUUUGAGUGAUCUCCGCCACAACAUGCUGAGGUUGAUGGAGCAUGGUUUGUUAUCACCGGAGAGAUCAAAGAAGGCGUUUGAGAAAAAGCAAAGAAAGCAAAAGCAAAUUCGUACGGGGACUCCAAUGAAAUCUCCUCCUCCGCGACCAAUCAUAACCAAAGCCGAGAGCUCAAAAGAGCAACAGCAAGUAUCAAAGAACGGCGACAUAAAGGCAAAGAAACGACUAAAAAGUGAUAGUAGUGAUGACGACGACAAUGGUGAUGAUUUCAUUCUGAGCCCAAAGAGGAGAAAAGUGUAGGAAAAAAAAAAUUCUCUCCAUUUGCAAGAAUGAUAGACUGAAAGCCAUUCUUGAUAUUCUGUUUCAAUUGAAUAUGAAAAAUCAAAUAAAAAUUUAUAGUUGAACAACUUGUACAAUGGAUCUAUAGUUAUAGAAACUCAGUUUUCA
This is a messenger RNA of Capsicum annuum, 2671 nucleotides long. Its product is annotated as pentatricopeptide repeat-containing protein At4g02750. NCBI's taxonomy places the organism in Eukaryota, Viridiplantae, Streptophyta, Magnoliopsida, Solanales, Solanaceae. The transcript has 2 exons. The record is from RefSeq and is a predicted model, not a curated record. Gene Ontology annotation, biological process: RNA modification. Gene Ontology annotation, molecular function: RNA binding; protein binding. The coding region runs from base 222 to 2231 and encodes 669 amino acids.